AACGUGUGACCUGUCUCUGGCCUUGGCGUGUAGCUCGGUGUUGCUAGUUGUGUGUGUGAGCGUGUGUGUGUGCUGGCUAUAGCAUUUCAUUAGCGUUAAUUAGCGAGUGUUCCUGUCGAGAAGCCGGCUAGUAAACUGGGAACCGUUACAGCGGAGCUGAGCCACAAUGCUGAAAUGUAGAAAUGUAUGGAAAAAGCUUGCACCUCUUGCUAGAGCCUCAUCAACUGUAUGCCGGCAGAAUGUGAGGAGAGCAGGGUUGCCCAAUGGCAGGAUACCAGCACGUGUACCCGUGGCUCACAUGUCUACCGGGCCUACAGGAGGGGGUGGGGAAAACCACCUGUAUGUCCUUCUGGUUGGAGCAGCCUGCCUCGGUGGUGGAAUUUAUGCGUACCAAACUAUCAAGGGAGACCAACAAAGAUAUCAGGACCGUAUUAAUGAAAUUUCAUCCAGAUCACAAAAAGCCGCCACAGAAGAACCAACCACACCCAUCCAGUCAGAGCCUCCCGCUGUGAAAGCCAGCAAGACAGAGGCCGUCCCUGAGCCAGAAACUCAAGCAGCACCUUCACCAGAGGAGCCAAGUCCUCCAGUCCCUGACGUCGAAUUAGCAGCAGCCCCCAGUGAAACAGCUGAACCGCCCCCAGCAGAUGAGCCAGUGGUAGAAGCGCCCCAAGAGGAGGCAGCAGAACCACCUGCUGCACGUGUAGUUGAGGAGGAACCAUCACCCCCCUCUGAGCCGUCCCCAGCAGAGCUUACAGAGCCGCCCCCUGCACCUGUUGUGGAGAGUGCAGAUGAGCCAGUGGUAGAAGCGCCCCCCGAGGAGGCAGCAGAACCACCUGCUGCACGUGUAGUUGAGGAGGAACAAUCACCCCCCUCUGAGCCGUCCCCAGCAGAGCUUACAGAGCCGCCCCCUGCACCUGUUGUGGAGAGUGAACCUACAGCAGCAGCAGCAGCUGAAAGCCCCUCAGCAGAGCCACCCGAGCCUCAGCCUGAAGUUGUGGCAGUGAGUGGAGUGGACUCCACACCUGCUUCUCUCAAGGUCCCCUCACACACCCCCUACCUCCUUAUCGGUGGCGGUACCGCCUCCUUCGCCGCAGCCCGGUCUAUUCGAGCCAGAGACCCCGGUGCAAAGGUAUUGAUUGUGACUGAUGAGCCAGACCUUCCAUACAUGAGACCACCUCUUUCUAAGGAACUGUGGUUCUCUGAUGACCCCAGUGUGACGGAAACACUGCGUUUCAAACAGUGGAAUGGAAAGGAAAGAAGUAUCUACUUCCAGCCAGCAUCAUUCUACAUUAAUCCAGAGGAAUUGGAUAGUGCAGAAAAUGGGGGAGUGGCGGUGCUCACUGGCAAAAAGGUGGUUCAGAUGGAUGUGAGAGGAAACAAAGUCAAAUUGGACGAUGAAACUGAGAUUUCAUAUGACAAGUGUUUGAUCGCUACAGGCGGUGUUCCAAGAAAUCUACAAGUCAUUGAAAGAGCAGGGGAGGAGGUGACACAGAAGACAACUUUGUUCCGCAAGAUCGAUGACUUCAAAUCACUGGAUAAGGUCACCAGAAACAUCAAGUCCAUCACAAUCAUUGGAGGCGGCUUCUUGGGCAGCGAGCUGGCCUGUGCCCUCGGCAGGAGAUCACAUGAGUCUGACCUGGAGGUGAUACAGAUGUACCCCGAGAAGGGCAACAUGGGAAAAGUGUUGCCCGAGUACCUGAGUAACUGGACAACAGAAAAAGUCAAGAGAGAGGGCGUAAAAGUCAUCACAGAAGCUUUGGUGAAGUCUGUGACCUGCAAAGAUGAUAAGUUAGAAAUCCAACUGAAGGAUGGCAGAUUGGUGAAAACCGAUCACAUUGUUGCAGCUGUUGGCCUGGAGCCAAAUGUUGACCUUGCUAAGUCAGCCGGUCUGGAGGUGGACUCUGACUUUGGUGGCUAUCGGGUCAAUGCAGAGCUGCAAGCUAGAUCCAAUAUUUGGGUGGCAGGAGAUGCUGCCUGUUUCUAUGACAUCAGACUGGGCCGCAGACGAGUGGAGCACCAUGAUCAUGCCGUUGUGAGCGGGAGACUAGCAGGGGAGAACAUGACAGGAGCCAACAAACCCUACUGGCACCAGUCUAUGUUCUGGAGUGACCUGGGUCCUGAUGUAGGCUAUGAGGCGAUUGGGAUUGUUGACAGCAGCCUACCAACAGUAGGGGUGUUUGCCAAAGCCACUGCCAAGGAUACACCUAAAGCUGCUACAGAGCAGUCAGGAACUGGGAUCCGCUCAGAAAGUGAAACAGAGGACACGGCCACUAGCCCAGUGGCUUCUUCAACGCCUGCUCCCGCUAUGGAGCAACACAAAGACGACUAUGGAAAAGGAGUCAUCUUCUACCUGAGAGACAAAGUGGUGGUGGGUAUUAUCCUGUGGAACGUGUUCAACAGAAUGCCCAUCGCAAGGAAGAUUAUCAAGGACGGAGAGGAACACGCAGAUCUGAAUGAAGUGGCCAAGCUGUUCAACAUCCAUGAGGAUUAAGAUGGAGGACACUCUUGGAAAGGGAGUUACACUUCAUGUUAAGACUGAACUUUGACAGCCAUUGCCACACAACUGAUCAUACUUACAAAACGGAGAAAUUCAUGUAAAUCACGUCAUGUCGUUGAAAUAUUUUCAUAUUUGGAAUUUGUACCUGCGUCACCUGUUUGUUGUUGUUGUUUUUUUCUAUUCAGGAGAAGUCAGUGUCUCAUCUUCCACCAAACAUUUUGCUUGCAUUUUCUUUUAAAUCAUCGUCAAGAUGUGAUUGUCUGCUUUUCCCCACCAGGCUGAAAAUGUCAAGCAUGGAUUAUUUUCCUCUGUGUGAUCAGAGCAGCUUGCUGUGAGAAAAGCUGCAAUAAAAGCUAUUUUUAAAUUGGA
This is a messenger RNA of Micropterus salmoides (largemouth bass), 2866 nucleotides long. RefSeq names its product apoptosis inducing factor mitochondrion associated 1 (gene aifm1). NCBI's taxonomy places the organism in Eukaryota, Metazoa, Chordata, Actinopteri, Centrarchiformes, Centrarchidae. The transcript has 23 exons. Bases 167 to 2491 code for a protein of 774 amino acids. Gene Ontology annotation, biological process: mitochondrial respiratory chain complex assembly; apoptotic process. The record is from RefSeq and is a predicted model, not a curated record. Gene Ontology annotation, cellular component: cytoplasm; mitochondrion. Gene Ontology annotation, molecular function: protein dimerization activity; FAD binding; NAD(P)H oxidase H2O2-forming activity.